Messenger RNA from Kickxella alabastrina, 1538 nucleotides. RefSeq lists its product as uncharacterized. The transcript has a single exon. Gene Ontology annotation, molecular function: zinc ion binding; DNA-binding transcription factor activity, RNA polymerase II-specific. The record is from RefSeq and is a predicted model, not a curated record. NCBI's taxonomy places the organism in Eukaryota, Fungi, Kickxellomycota, Kickxellomycetes, Kickxellales, Kickxellaceae. Gene Ontology annotation, biological process: regulation of DNA-templated transcription. The coding region runs from base 155 to 1420 and encodes 421 amino acids.
CCCCUCUCAAGAUGGUGGCUGGGGCUGGUAUAAAUACCCAGCAGCGCGGCCGGGCGACAUUUUCUUCUUGCGAAGAAAAGAAAAGAAUCUACCAUUUUGUCUAUUUACUUGCUCAUCCUAGCUCACCACCCAUUAAAACACACUAUCCCGCAAAAUGGCCUCGGCAGGACCCAGCCCAAAGAUGCUCAUCAUGCCCUCGGGCGAGCCCCUCACCACAAAGGCCGUGCGCACAGGGCGCGGAGCCAAGCCGCACGUGCCCAGCGCCUGCACAAACUGCAAGAAGGCGCAUCUCGCCUGCGAUCUCCAGCGGCCAUGCCACCGGUGCGUCAACUCCGGCAAAUGCGACACGUGCAAGGACGUCCAGCACAAGAAGCGCGGGCGGCCACGCUCCAAGGACAAGGCGCAGGCUGCAGGCAGCGGCAGCGGCAGCGGCAGCGGCAGCAGCAUCGGGGUUGAGUCCAAGUCGCCGAUGGAAACACAAAUGUUCCAGUUCUCAUUUAUGACCGAAAGCGGAGGCUCGCCAACCGCCACGGCGGCGCCGUCCUGCUCGCCCUCGGCGGCGCCCUCAGCGCCGCCAUCGCCCAAGCCAUCGCACAUUUCUCUGCCGCCGGCAGCCUGCACCGCGCAUUUAUUCCUGACGCCCGGGCUCCUGUGCUUGCGGCUGGAGGAGCCGGCGGCCGAGCGCGCAAUGCUCGGGCAUUCGCUCCUGAGCCUGAUCAACCGCAGCAUGGUGGACUUUAUAAGCCCCCACGAUAGGCCUGCGGUGCUGGCGGUUUUCGAAUCCCUGCGGGCGCAGCUGUCCCAGCGGCUGGUCGCCCAGCGCUCAGUGUACGCAUCCUCGGUGCUGGGCAAUCCGCCACGCGCCGUCGACCCCAAUACUUUCCAGGCGCUGCCGCUCCCCCGGCUGCUUCAGCGCGUGUGCUCGGAUAUCACCGGGUCUGUGCGCGCGCAUUUGCGCACGGCGUCUGGCGCCCAUGAUCUAUUCGACAUCCACGUGUUCGUCGGCGCAGUCUCCUCGCCGCCCCUGGCCACUGCCGGCGUAGUCCUGGAUGAGGCGUACUUUGUCUGCCGCAUUACGCGCUUCGACGCCCUGCGCGAUAUGCUCGCUGUGCCGUUGACCUUGUCGCCGCGGGGUACGUCCAAAAGAGAGCUUGCGGAGGAGGAUGUGUGGCCUAGUAAGCGGCGGCUUGUAGGGCCGGCGGCUCAGCAGAAUACCUCUUGCGAUGCUCUUUAUAUGCUCGCCGAGGUUACCGAUAGUGGGGCGAGCGAUGAACAGUCGACGGUGUUUUCGUCUCCGCAGUUGUCUGCCUCUUCGCCUUCGUUACGCGCGACUGUGUCGUCUCGGCACACGAUGCUGCCUUCUUUGGCGGAUAUGCUUAGGUCGUUGGAUAACCCGGACUCGAUGCGCUUUGCGCGGUGAAUGCUUUUUUUUACCCCUUUUAUAUUUUAUACAUUUAAUUAAUUAUUGCCCUGUACGAUUUUCCCUUCCAAACUAUUUUGAAAAAGAAAAAAAAAGAAUAAAACUUUUUUUAUGCGUG